CCCGGUCGUCUCUCCCCUCCUCUUCCAUGUAUUAUUGUGGCCGCGGAGCUUCGCCGGCUGAGGCUGAGAGCUUGUUGACGUCAGCAAACUUAUCCAGCAGCUGUGGAGGAGCCGAGGAGGAGGAGGAGGAGGAGGAGGAGAGGAGGGAAGGAGCCUGCUGGAUGUGGAGCUCGGACUGUGGAGCGCUGAGGACCGUGGGCUUCUUUACUACGGGACUGUUCGGACUUCUUUCCGCUAAGAUGCAGCACUAAUGAGCACCCAUCAGCCUUUAGAUGAGUGAGACACAACAACAAAACCUGAACAUCAACAGUCCACAGUAACAGUGGAAUAUUGGCAGAUACUCAGGAGGGACCUCAGAGACGCACAAUUUCCACUAUGAACCGCGCCUUCAACAGGAAAAAAGAUAAAUCAUGGAUGCACACCCCAGACGCUCUGGCCAAGCACUACAUAGCCUACAACGCCAAGUUCCUUGGAAACACAGAGGUUGAAGCCCCGAAAGGCACCGAAGUCGUAAAGGAUGCAGUCAGGAAGCUAAAGUUUCAGAGACAUAUCAAGAAGUCAGAGGGACAGAAGAUCCCCAAAGUGGAACUGCAGAUCUCCAUUUACGGUGUGAAGAUACUAGACCCCAAGACAAAAGUGAGUCCACAGGAUGUGCAGCACAACUGUCAGCUACACAGGAUAUCCUUCUGUGCAGAUGACAAGACUGAUAAAAGGAUAUUUACUUUUAUCUGCAAAGACUCGGAGUCCAACAAACACCUCUGCUACGUGUUUGACAGUGAAAAAUGUGCGGAAGAGAUAACUCUUACUAUCGGUCAGGCCUUUGACUUGGCCUACAAGAAGUUUUUGGAGUCUGGAGGCAAAGAUGUGGAAACCAGGAAACAGAUUGGAAGCCUACAGAAAAGAAUUCAAGAACUGGAAACAGAAAACUCGGAGCUAAAGAAACAGCUUCAAGAGCUUGAAGAGCAGCUGAUGAUAGCUCACGUGCCACCAGCGGGGAGCAUCUCCAUGAAGCCACAGUCGACGGACAUUUUUGACAUGGUUCCCUUCUCCCCUGUGACACCGCUGGCGCCCACGCUGGCCAGCAACGGCUGCCCACCGCCUCCCCCGACCACAUUGCCACCAGAUAUAAGGAAAGACUUGUUUGGUGCUGAGCCAUUUGAUCCGUUCACCUGCGGGGCAGCUGACUUCCCUCCAGAUAUUCAGUCAAAGCUGGAUGAGAUGCAGGAGGGGUUCAAAAUGGGACUAACCUUAGAGGGCACCGUCUUCUCUCUGGACCCGCUAGACAGCCGCUGCUGAUGCCGAGAAGAUUGCUCCUUCAAGGCGUCCUUUUAACUCGUUUGUAUGAAGAAGUGCCAAAAUCCACUCCACGGUCGAGUCAAGAUGUCACAGUUUUCAUCUUGAGGUUUAUAUGCAUUUGCAUUUAGAUUGGUUUUUUCGAUAUUUCAAGGUAAACUCAGAUCCAUUAUAGAGAGGAACUAUUUUUGUAAAAAAGAAAUACGAAGAAAAAAACAUUUAUGGAAAGGCGUAGCUUCGACUACCUUUGCUUGCACAGGUAAUGAGGGAUGUAAAUAGUCGAACAUGUCCAAUGGUACACUCUGUGGCAGAAUUUUCAUCUGUGUGUAUGCACUGUUUGGAUUCUGUAUUGUAGACACAUUCCUGUUUGUAUGCCAAACACACAAACUGGCAAAAAAAAAAAAAGAAAUCUGCGUCGUUAACACAAACUGUCAGCUUGCCCGUAACACCACAUAUCUUAUUUUACUCCACUUUAAUUCACACAUUAUGUAAUUAAUUAAUCCAGCCUGAUGUUUUUUGACUUACUGACUUUUCUGCCUUUUUUU
Stegastes partitus (bicolor damselfish) is the source of this 1838-nucleotide messenger RNA. It is a transcript of the gene gulp1a, whose product is annotated as GULP PTB domain containing engulfment adaptor 1a. The transcript is spliced from 12 exons. The record is from RefSeq and is a predicted model, not a curated record. The coding region runs from base 376 to 1296 and encodes 306 amino acids. Lineage: Eukaryota; Metazoa; Chordata; Actinopteri; Pomacentridae.